AUGGGAGAAGAUCAAAAAGUCAACCUAAAAACAAAGAAAAUAAUGAAAUGCCCCAAAAAUCCUAAUAAGGAAUAACAUAGCAAAUUAUUGAAAUUAUUGCUACUGUUAUCAGACUUACACAAAGAUCUUGACAACUUAGAAGGAUCUUGUCCAAAAGAGUUCUAAAAAAUACCUAAAUAGAAUCCAAAGUCGAAGGGAAAAGACUCCAAAUUUUAAAGUAAAUCUAAAUCAACUUCCACAAAAAGUCUCAAAUGA
This is a messenger RNA of Paramecium tetraurelia, 255 nucleotides long. RefSeq lists its product as uncharacterized. The record is from RefSeq and is a predicted model, not a curated record. Lineage: Eukaryota; Ciliophora; Oligohymenophorea; Peniculida; Parameciidae. The transcript has a single exon.